UGGAUAAAUACCCUUAGAUAAGCCAUAAUAGCUCAGAAAACCAUGCUUCCCUUCCUUGCCUUAGCAUUGCUGGUUGCCGGAGCUUCCGGCUGCGGUGUCCCUGCCGUCCAACCCGCUGUAUCCCGAGUUGUAAACGGCGAGGAAGCUGUGCCAAACAGCUGGCCCUGGCAAGUUUCCCUUCAGUACAUAUACAAUGGCUACUGGUACCACACUUGUGGAGGGUCCCUCAUAGCCGCAGACUGGGUCUUGACAGCUGCUCACUGUAUCAGCUCUUCCAACACCUACAGAGUACAAGUCGGCAGACACAACCUGAGACAGUUUGAAGAACAAGCCCAGACAAUCAGUGUGGUUAAACUCUUUAAUCACCCAAAAUGGAACCAAAAUCUUCUGGCCAAUGGAAAUGAUAUUUCUCUCAUUAAGUUGGCAAGUCCUGUGGUCUUCAGUGAUGCUGUCAGCGUUGGUUGUCUGCCCCCUGCUGGCUUCAUCUUGUCACACAACGUAGGCUGCUAUGUUACAGGCUGGGGUAAUGUACAAACCGGUGGCCCCGCCCCAGACGCUCUCCAGCAAGGUCUUUUAUUGGUUGUUGAUUAUGCUACCUGCUCUAAGUCUGACUGGUGGGGAAGAAGUGUGAAGACCAACAUGAUUUGCGGUGGAGGAGAUGGCAUUAUCUCAAGCUGCAAUGGUGACUCUGGUGGACCCCUAAACUGCAGGAAUGAUAGCGGCGCAUGGGAGAUUCAUGGAGUGGUCAGUUUUGGCUCUUCUCUUGGCUGCAAUUAUUACAAGAAGCCCUCUGUCUUCACUCGUGUCUCUGAGUACAACAGCUGGAUCAGCCAGACUAUUGCAUCCAACUAAACUUCACUGGAAAUCCUGACACAGAAUACACAAUAAUACUUAUUAGCGUUAAUAUUAACUUUAAAGCAAAUGAUAUUUGUUCAUUUCCCAUAAGUAAUAAAAGCAUCAUUUUACA
Molecule: messenger RNA, 967 nt
Organism: Bombina bombina (fire-bellied toad)
Lineage: Eukaryota; Metazoa; Chordata; Amphibia; Anura; Bombinatoridae
Product: chymotrypsin-like elastase family member 2A
Exons: 8
Coding region: 43-852 (269 amino acids)
Biological process (GO): proteolysis
Molecular function (GO): serine-type endopeptidase activity
Source: RefSeq, a predicted model, not a curated record